UUCCCGUCCUCCCGCCGUUUCCUCUUCUAAAAUUAUAAUUACUCUUCUCCCCGUUUUCAGAGAACGGCAAUCGAAACCUAAUUUUGGUCAACUGCAACGCCGAUCUCGAGUCUUUUAAUUUAUAUACUAGGGAGAUAGGAAGAGGGAUCAAUCCAGGUCUGCGUGGCGAUCGGCGCUUCAGUUCUCGGUUCGCUAGCUUCCGCUCUUCCCAUUUCCUUCGGUAAAUCUGAGAAAUUUUUGCUUAGUUCUGGAUUUAGAGGUUAAGUUCUCCAUUUUUGCUGUUAAUUAUCUGGAUUUUUGGAAAAAAAAAGAUAUUCGUAUUCGGUCAUGCUUUCUCUCUCAAAGUUUGGUGUUUUUUUUUUUUCAUGCUAGAUGUCUUUAUAUUUUGAUCCUUAAUGCUGAUUUAAGGGCCAAGUUUUGGGUGGGCGCUGGAUUAGUUGGAUUUCAGGAAGUCUAGAGUAUCGGCAACCAACAAUUGGAUUGCUAUCAUCGAGGAAAUUUGAUGCGAAUUUUUAAGAAAGAAAGUCACCCGCGUUGGAUUGAUUUCGAGUCAAGAAGAUCCGAAUAUCUGCAGAAGGCUUAAUUAGUCCUAGGAAUAGAUAGAUAUAGGAGAAUUUCUGCAAGGUUCUGGAGCUGUAAACCUCAGUCAGUCUUAGCUCAUCGUUUAGCUGCUUUAUUAAAAUUCCUAGCUUUAAUGCGACGAGUCUGUCGUUCUGCUGUUCCAAGGAGGAGGAGGAGGAGGAGGAGGAGGGGAGAAGAUCGAGCUUAGGGAAGAUAGGAUUUUGGUAGGGGUUGUUGCUCCCCCAUUCCCUUAUAAUUAACCCACGUCGAGUCGAGAAUGGGGACGCAGCUAUGCAUUCGCAGGUGCAGAUUUUCUAGGAUCAUGGCCGUAAUGCAGAUCAUUUUAGGCGUGUUUGUCAUCCUUAUCAGCGUCGCCGGCCUCCAUCGUUUCCAGUUGGCUGGCUUCUUCUUCCCCAACGAGGAGGAUUCCUCCCAGAGGUUCCAUACCAUCAAGGAGGGCUAUGCCGACUUUGACCUCAAAGCCCUCUCCGACCGCGUGGAAGACGUCGUCUCCCAGCUGUCGGAGCUUCAGGACAAGCUCGACGCCACCAUCCAGAAGACGGACAGGGACAAGAAAGGCGGCGCUGCAGCCCGAAACAUGACGCGCUCCGAAUUCAGCCGGUUCGUUCAGGAGGAGGUGAUCCAGCCCCUCUACAGUGCCCGCAUUGCCCUAGGGCUAAUCCGAAUUCCGAAACCCGACACAGCUGGAUUCAAUCCCGGGUCUCCAGUGGAGGACCCUCUAAUAAACUUCUUCACGGUGGAGGAGAUCCGGAAGUACAUCACAGCCAAAGGCAACAAGAACGGAAAGCUCAGCAAAUACGGCACGAACAAGACCUACGGCACGAUCGGCCAUGCUUGCGUUCUCAUGAGGAAGGAGCUGGAGGAGUACAUGAACUACGACAUCGGGUCCUACUGCAACGACGAUUGGCAUUUGGCCCAGAAGCUGAUGCUGGGGGGCUGCGACCCCCUUCCUAGGAGGCGGUGCUUGGCCCGAGCUUCGAAGCUCUACCAGCGGCCGCUCCCGAUCAACGAGUCCCUGUGGACCAUGCCGGACGACCGCAACGUUCGGUGGAGCAGGUACCGGUGCCGGAACUUCAAGUGCCUCUCGAAAAAAAACCCGAGGAGGGGCUUCUCCAGGUGCACCGGCUGCUUCGACUUGGAGGAGGAGAAGCUCAAGUGGGUCACGAAUGCCUCGCUCGCAGACUUCCUCAUCGGCGAUGUGCUCGCGGUGAAGCCCGGGGAGAUCAGGAUCGGGCUCGACGCCAGCAUCGGAACGGGGAGCUUUGCUGCGAGGAUGAGGGAGUGGAAUGUGACCAUUGUCUCGACCGCUUUGAACGUGGGUGCUCCAUUCAGCGAGGUGAUUGCACUCAGAGGAUUGAUCCCGCUCUACGCCACGCUCGGCCAGCGGCUGCCAUUCUUCGACAACACGAUGGAUUUGAUCCACACGAGCGUGUUCCUUGAUGGGUGGGUCGACCUCCAGCUCCUGGAUUUCAUCCUCUUUGAUUGGGACCGGGUGCUGAGGCCUGGUGGCCUGUUGUGGGUGGACAAGUUCUUCUGCAGCAGAAAGGAUUUGGAUGAGUAUAUGUACAUGUUCCUGCAAUUCAGAUACAGGAAGCAUAAGUGGGUGGUCUCCUUCAAGUCCAAGGAGGAGGUAUAUCUCUCUGCUUUGCUAGAAAAGCCCCCCAGGUCUCUAUGAGCUCCGCUCUCUACUUCUAUGGCAGCCCUUGCAUGACACAUAUAUCAACCUACUUGUUAACUGCAAUUUGCAGCUCCCAUCCAUUUGAUCGUAUGUUUUCUAUAUAGAAAUAAAUCAGAAGAUUGUAUUCUUGUUGCAUCUCUCAAUAAUUCCUUAAUUUUGUCUAGGGCCUUUUUCAAGAUUUUA
Molecule: messenger RNA, 2443 nt
Organism: Phoenix dactylifera (date palm)
Lineage: Eukaryota; Viridiplantae; Streptophyta; Magnoliopsida; Arecales; Arecaceae
Source: RefSeq, a predicted model, not a curated record